Messenger RNA from Plutella xylostella (diamondback moth), 2156 nucleotides. Its product is annotated as putative cytochrome P450 9f2. Gene Ontology annotation, molecular function: heme binding; iron ion binding; oxidoreductase activity, acting on paired donors, with incorporation or reduction of molecular oxygen. The record is from RefSeq and is a predicted model, not a curated record. NCBI's taxonomy places the organism in Eukaryota, Metazoa, Arthropoda, Insecta, Lepidoptera, Plutellidae.
CCACUGUGUGCCAUUCAGCAACCGUCCACAACUCAAGUUCACAGCAUAUUAUAUUAUCCUAGCACCAAUUGCGUCGAACGGACGCGGCGCAUCAAAAUGAUAACCGAAAUUCUCGUAUUUAUAUUUACAACAAUAGUUUUUUACGCCCUGUAUACGUAUAAGUGGGGGCACUAUUAUUUUCAGUCGAGGGGUUUGAAGUAUAUACAGGGGGUUCCCCUGUUUGGGAACACGCUGCGGAGUACUUUCGGAGGACACCAUAUGAUAUAUGACAUUGACCAAGUGUACAAGGCGUUUCCCAAUGAAAAGUACGUGGGCUACAUGGAGGGCACGAAGCCGCACGUGCUGGUCCGCGACCCCGGGCUGAUCCGGCAGCUCACGGUCAAGGACUUCGACCACUUCCUCGACCACAAGAGCUUCUUCACUGACCAGAUCUUCAUGGACAGCUUGUUUAUGAUGAAAGGCGACAGAUGGCGCCACAUGCGCGCCACGCUGAGCCCCGCGUUCACCGGCUCCAAGAUGAAGCAGAUGGUGCCCUUCAUGAACGAGAUCAGCCUCAAUAUUGUGGACUAUUUGAAAGAAAAGGAAGGCGAGACCAUCAACGUGGACGACAUAAUCCGUCGCUACUCCAACGACGUCAUAGCCUCUACCGCGUUCGGGAUCCAAGUGAACUCCCUGCGGGACCCCGACAACGAGUUCUAUAGGACUGGCCAAGCCGUGAUGACCUUCACACUGUACCAGAAGAUGAAACUGGUGUUUAUGACUAUGUUUCCAGGUUUAAUGAAGCACGCAGACAUCUUCCCCCAGUCGGCGACGGAGUUCUUCAAGCGCAUCGUGAGCGAGACCAUGCAGUACCGGGAGAAGAACAACAUCGAGCGACCCGACAUGAUACAACUGCUCAUGGAGGCUAAGAAAGGAACUUUAAAAGCUCAAGGCGAGGACAAAUUAGACAAAAUAGGAUUCGCCACGACCGAGGACAUUGAAGUCAAGCCGCAAUCAGAGAAAUCAGACUGGACUCAAGACGAGUUAGCCGCCCAAGCGUUCCUCUUCUUCGCGGCUGGCUUCGAGAGUGCAGCAUCAGCCAUCGCACUGGCCAUCCACGAGCUGGCCAUCAACCCUGCAGUGCAGAGCCGGCUGCACGACGAGGUCAAGCAGACCCACGACAAGCACGGAAGGGUUAACUAUGAAGUUAUACAGGGCAUGAAGUAUUUGGACUGCGUUUUUAGUGAAACGCUUAGAAAGUGGUCCCCAGCUAUCGUCAUGGACCGCGUGUGCGUGCGGCCCUACACGCUGCCGCCCGCCAGUGAAGGCGCCAAGCCUGUAAAGGUGAACAUAGGCGACGUCCUGUACAACGUGGUGAACUCUCUUCAGCUCGACCCGCAGUACUACCCGGACCCGCUCAAGUUCGACCCGGACCGGUUCAGCGACGAGCGCAAGCACGAGAUACAGCCUACCACGUACGUGCCGUUCGGGAACGGGCCUAGGAACUGCAUCGCCUCCCGAUUCGCGAUCCUAGAAGCCAAGGUGCUGAUGUUCCACCUCAUCCUGAACUUCGAGGUGCUGAAGACGGAGAAGACCCUCGACCCCAUCGUGCUGAGAGCUGGCGACUUCAGCAUCAAGGUCAAGGGCGGGUCCUACGUCCAGUGCCGCGCGAGAAAGUAGACAAAGUGUGUUUAAACCCCGACAAAACAGAGGUUUAUGUUUCAGUUUAACGCGGCUAUGUGUGUCUGAUAUGUAGGUAGCGUAGCUCCAAACGGCUGAAUCGAUUAUCGAGUCGUAGGUAAUGUUGCCCUGAGUGUUUUUAGCCAUAUUUUUAUCAUAAUCGGCUUAGCUGUUCAAAAGAUGCGCCUUUUAGUUUGAAUGUCGGGGGUUUUUAACGGGUAAGGUUAUUUUGGUUGACGCAGAUGGAGAAGUUACCGUAGGCUUUAUUUAAGUUAACUCUUUAUUGUGCAAUAGUGAAGUUAAUAUUUAUAUCGUUCGUUUUCUUCUAUUUCAUAUUUAGUGAUGCAUUUUGGAAAGAGUUAUAUGUAAGUGGAGGUGAUAAAAGAAGUACAUUUUAGAUUACAUAAGUUUUUCAAUUAUAUUUUUUAAAAUAAGUUAAGUACGUAUGUUAGUUUGAAUUUUAAAAGUUUACAUUUAAAUUUUCAUCGUUAUACUAA